UGGAUUUUCUAUCUACGAUUUAAGCCCUGGGGCCAAUACACUACAUACUAUCAGGGUGUUCUAAAUCCACUGUUGUCGAAACGUCGCCUCGUCAUGGAGCCACCAGUUCAACCUUGCCUCCUCAACCAGUCUCUUCACUUCGACCAGACCACAUACCCAACCUACACGGAGGUUUUCGUCUUAAACAGGGACCGCCUGUAUCGCAAAGGAGACGUCCUUACCGUCAAGGUGGUGGCAAGAGAUAAAGAAGGAAGGCCGAAGACGUACGGAGGAGACUUUUUCCGUGUCAGACUGGUCAGCAGUGACCGUUCGCUACAGGCCAGUAGUGCCGGUCACGUCACUGACCACUGUAACGGCACCUACACCGUGCAGUUCCCACUCUACUGGGUAGGGGGCGUUUCGAUAAAGAUCCAGCUUGUCCAUCCUAGCGAGGCAGUGAAGGUUCUACAGAGACUGCGACAAAUUCCGAACAAGAGAGUCUUCUACUGCAAAUUCGAGGAUCAGAAGACCAAUUCUAAAUCUAAACAGCAAUGCUUCAGCUCUAACAACCCCAGCCUACCACCCCACCGACAGUGCGAUUUCUCACAACCAGAGGCAAACGGAACCUGGAUUUGUGAGAAACCGGAGAAACUACCGUGUUCCGCCAUCACAAAGUGCCAAUGGUACUAUAAGGGCAUAACAAGGGUACUGGGAUUCGUGUCUGAAGCGGAAAAGAAACUUUCCAAAAAGCCAUAUCUUGAGACUGAACUUGACGUAGAUCCCAAGGAGCCCAUACGAGUCCUUGAGACAGAACUGCCCACACCAGAACACCUUCCAGCGUGUACCGGGAACACGCGUGAGUCCGGAGCUUCGCUGGGACAUUGGUCAGGCAAGGUGUGGAAGUCAGCGGUCUGUAAUGUCCGAGUCUUCACUAAGGAAGACAUCCGGCAAUGCCUGGCUAACAAGACCGUGUACAUGCAAGGUGACUCUACCAUUAGGCAAUGGUGCGAGCGUUUGCAGAAGGUUGUACCGCUGCACAACGACGACAGAACCAUGGAUUCUGAUGGUUUGCCAAUCUUUUCUUUAAGACUUACUAGGACUCUUUUGGUCAACAACACGUUUUCGAAUAAGCAGCAUGUACAACGGUGUCCUGGAUACUUUCUUUUUCUGACAAAGCCAAAAAAUUGA
Molecule: messenger RNA, 1167 nt
Organism: Branchiostoma floridae (Florida lancelet)
Lineage: Eukaryota; Metazoa; Chordata; Leptocardii; Amphioxiformes; Branchiostomatidae
Product: NXPE family member 2-like
Exons: 4
Coding region: 94-1167 (357 amino acids)
Source: RefSeq, a predicted model, not a curated record